UCGCAGUCCGCCAGGGCGCUACGGGACGCACCGCUCACUAGACUACACGCCCGACGUCCGACGCCGCGCCGCGGACAGCACACACGAUGCAGGUACAGAUUGGAGUACUGAUAUUAUUCGUUUUCUUCAGUGUGGUCGUCGCUGAUGAAGAUACCACUGACAACGAACUGAGAGGUCCAGCAGCUGUGGGACAGGCGCGGCCCAUGCUGCUGCCGCGGCCGGCGCUGAGGAUCCUGGAGCGGCAGCCGUGCUCCUGCGCCGCCGAGACCUGCGGCUGCUGCGCCAGCAUAGACCUCAGCUACAUCAACUUCAGCGAGAAAGGAUGUAUGAACUUCACUGUUGCACUGAAAGACCUCUCGGUUAAACUGGACUUGUUAGUAAAUGACAGGAGUAUAUAUCGGACUGGACUCUCAGCGCGCAACCCUCCGCCGCUGUGCGUGCCGCUGCCGAUGCUGCCGGCGGUGGCGCUGUGCGUGCGCGUCUACGACAUCCACUGGGAGGACGGCGCGCUGCACGUGUGCGCCAACCUGGAGGCGACCGUCUUCUCGACGCCAGCGCUCGUCAUCCCCUUUGACUGCAUCCGGCUGGGGCCUGGAGGCGUCGACCUGGUGCGGCCCAGCGCCUCCACGUCGCAGUUCGGCCUCUUCCCGCACGCCCCCAGGGACCCUUCGCAGCGGAUCGCCGCCUCUCCAGUGCCCACCAGGAGGCGGCCGUGAACCGCCCCCGUCACACCAACACCGACUCAAAGGGAAGGCCUCGGCGCUUGUUCGUGACGUCACGUCAGCUAGGCACGGCAUACUCAUAAUGGUGGUGUCUCCCUCCCUGUCACAGGAAAAUGUGAAACUAUUGGCGGUAGUUGACCAACACACAUUGU
This is a messenger RNA of Schistocerca serialis cubense, 874 nucleotides long. RefSeq lists its product as uncharacterized. Bases 87 to 716 code for a protein of 209 amino acids. The record is from RefSeq and is a predicted model, not a curated record. The transcript has 5 exons. NCBI's taxonomy places the organism in Eukaryota, Metazoa, Arthropoda, Insecta, Orthoptera, Acrididae.